Molecule: messenger RNA, 396 nt
Organism: Porites lobata
Lineage: Eukaryota; Metazoa; Cnidaria; Anthozoa; Scleractinia; Poritidae
Source: the annotation of a GenBank genome assembly
CCAAAUGUAACGACAAGUCAGGGUACGACCAUAUUUUGCUAUCGGAGAGCUUGCAGGCAUAUUUUGGUUUUGAAUGGGUGGCUUAUGGUUUGUGUGCACUACUCUUCCCUUCGGGUGGAAAUGUCUCCGUAUGUCUACCACACAACAGGUCUGGCAGUAUCUGGUUUUCUUAGAGAACAGGGUAUACUUUGCUCGCUCUACAUUGAUGACCGCCUUAAUGGGGAACCGCUAACGAAAUCUGGGCCGUGGUCGAUCCUCUAUUACGAUAGGCAGAAAGAAUUCGGAGUUAAGGCUGCCAGGGCUGCCAUAUUUAUUGUCCACUCAGUGCUUGUUGAGCUUGGGUAUACGAUUGGGAUUAGCAAGUCAGUUCUGUAUCCCACUACUUCCUUAGAGUAC